Molecule: messenger RNA, 2967 nt
Organism: Ipomoea nil (Japanese morning glory)
Lineage: Eukaryota; Viridiplantae; Streptophyta; Magnoliopsida; Solanales; Convolvulaceae
Product: ankyrin repeat domain-containing protein 13C-like
Exons: 2
Coding region: 651-2603 (650 amino acids)
Cellular component (GO): cytoplasm
Molecular function (GO): protein binding
Source: RefSeq, a predicted model, not a curated record
UGUGAAUAGUUGCCUUCAUUUUUCGCUUCCUUCUCCUACUGUUUUUAUUCCUUUUUUACAUCAACUGUUUUGCCGUUUGCUUGACUUGUAUGCUUUUUCAUUGAGUAUUCUUUUCUUUGAUUCUUCAACCCAUAUCAGAUUCCCCCAGAGUUUUCGAUUUUCUUUAUUUCCUUUUUUUUUUUUUUUUUUUUUUUGCACUAGCACUCUCUGUCUUCACCCUACCGCCCACAUGCCUGGUUAUUGAGUUUGUCUGAUCUGGAUCCAAUCGCGAGAAUAUAUUUUUGUUCCUUUAUUUUUUUUGGUUCCCAUCAAAAUUUGGUCUUUUCGAGCGAGCUUCAGCAACACCGACUAGAAGGAGGAGGAGAGGGAGGUGAGUUUCGUUGACUUUCAUUCUUGGGCACCUUGCAAGAUUUAUAUUGGUUUACCCUAUAAGAUUGUAAUUUGAAGUGGUUGUCCUUCUGUUUUGAGCAAGUAUUUGAAAUUAUUGAAUUUUGAGGAAAUAUAUGAAGUGGGGUUGUGUUUAAUUCUGGAAUAUGUAAGUAUUUCAUUACUGGGUAGAUUGCUCUUAGGGAAAGUUGUGAACUUUGAUGAUUGAGUUGGGUUUGAGAGUAUAGUGUAAACUGUGUGGUUGCCUUGAGUACUCCUGAGGCAUGGCAGGGUUUGAGGUUUCGAAAUAUGCCCAUAGCCCUGUGCAUAAGGCUAUAAUCUUGAAAGAUUAUGCGAGUCUCAGGAGGAUAAUUGCAGGCCUGCCAAGGCUUUGUGACCCGGCUGAAAUUCAUUCUGAAUCGACUUCGGUUGCCGAGGAAGCUAAGGUUGAUGCUAUUUCAGCUGUGAUUGACCGUCGUGAUGUUCCUAACCGGGACACGCCUCUUCACUUGGCUGUCAAGCUCGGUGAUGAAUCGGCCACCGAAAUGCUUAUGCUUGCCGGGGCGGAUUGGAGCUUGCAGAAUGAUCAGGGGUGGAGUGCACUGCAGGAGGCAAUUUGUAACAGGGAGGAGGGCGUUGCGAAGAUUAUUGUUAGACACUACCAGCCUUUGGCUUGGGCCAAAUGGUGCAGAAGGUUGCCCCGGUUGAUCGGGACGAUGAGAAGGAUGCGAGAUUUUUACAUGGAAAUCACGUUUAAUUUCGAGAGUUCUGUUAUCCCUUUCAUUUCCAGGAUUGCGCCCUCCGACACUUACAAAAUCUGGAAGAGGGGUGCAAAUUUGAGGGCGGACAUGACUUUGGCUGGUUUCGAUGGCUUUAGAAUUCAGCGUUCUGAUCAGAGCAUUCUCUUCCUCGGUGAUGGCUCUGAAGACGGGAAAUUCCCUCCCGGUUCACUGUGCAUGGUGUCGCACAAAGAUAAGGAAAUUAUGAAUGCAUUGGACGGUGCUGGUGCUCCAGCAACCGAGGCUGAAGUGAAGCAUGAAGUGGAUGCAAUGUCUCAAACAAACAUUUUCAGGCCCGGAAUCGAUGUCACUCAAGCGGUUCUGCUGCCUCAGAUGACAUGGAGGCGGCAAGAAAAAACGGAAAUGGUGGGCCCUUGGAAGGCAAAAGUAUACGAUAUGCACAAUGUGGUUGUGAGCAUUAAAUCAAGAAGAGUUCCAGGAGCUAUGACAGAUGAUGAAUUCUUCAAUUCGUGCAAUGAAAACGAGACCGAGAGUGAGGAUCUUGAUGAGAUAUUGACGGAGGAUGAAAGAAAACAACUUGAGGCUGCUCUUAAGUUGGACUCAACAGACGUAGGCAUCGAGAAUGGUGAUUCAACCAUUGCACAUCGUCAUAGUUGCUAUGAGCAAAGGGAUAUUCACAUCGAGGAGAUAAAUGGGUGUAGAAAUGGCGAGAAUGCCCAGGAGAAGAAAAGAUGGUUUAAUGGCUGGAGGAAACGGGACAAUAAACUUGAAGGAGAUAAAAAGGUUAUCCCACCUAGAAGUUCUAUCAGUGUAGAAGAGAAGGUUAAUGAUUGUGUUGACAGUUCUUCACCCCCUAGUGAAUCAAAGCCAGGAAGGCAUUCUAUGGAUGUUAGCUUGAAGAGGGACGAGCUUCGACGAGGAAGAGACGUGAGAGCUUCUUCAUCUGCCAACGCUGAGAGUUCAAACCGCCGCAAAGAUGGAAGCCGGGAGAGUGAGUAUAAGAAAGGAUUGAGGCCUGUUCUAUGGCUUGCCCCGGAUUUCCCUUUGAGAACUGAAGAGCUGUUGCCACUUCUCGACAUUCUUGCUAACAAAGUUAAGGCUAUCCGGAGACUGAGAGAAUUGCUCACAACAAAGCUUCCAAAAGGAACCUUUCCGGUUAAGGUUGCUAUUCCAGUGGUUCCUACGAUCAGAGUACUGGUUACUUUCACAAAGUUUGAAGAAUUGCAGCCACUGGACGAGUUUCAAACUCCUCCAUCAAGUCCCACCGCUCCAGGCAUGGAAAGCCCGACUGUGGCCCAGCCAUCCACGUCUUGGUUUCAGUGGAUAAAAGCCCCGUAUCAGCGUCCUAGUAGUUCAUCCACCGGGAGUUCGAGCUGCAAGAUUGAGAAUAUUCAAGAUCCCUUUGCAGUCCCUCCGGAAUACACGUGGAUCACAGCAGAAGCAAAGAAAAAGAAACUGCAGGAGAAGUUGAAGAAAGGGAAGAGCAAGAAACAGUAGUAGGCGUUUAACCACCGAUUCACCCCUGAUCAAAGGGUGAAGGAUUUUAGUUUGGUAAAAGGAAUUUGAUGAUGUAUACUGGCAGAGAGGUGUUGCUUCUCCUCCCUCCCUACCAUUCAAAUUGCUGCAUCUUUUUCUUAUCAAAAAAAAAAAAAAAAAACUUUGGUAAAUUAUUGGAAGGGGGUAUACGACAUAAAAGUACAUUCAUCCAAAUGUUUGAAGCUGAUAUUUAGCAGUUGCUCAACUAUUAUGUGAUUCAUCAUGUUUGCUUUUCUUUGAGAUCAGAUCAGUAGUAGUAGGUUUGAUGAUGGAUCAUGGAUGCAAUCUUUUUCUGUUUAUCAUUACUUUUUCUUACCAUUUGAUC